AUGGAGAGCCAAGACAACCUGCGACGGGCCUGCUCGGAAAUCGCAAACAAGCUGGAGAAGUUCGUCAUCAUAGGCGCCGCCAGCAACCCACGCCCCGACGUCGCCGCGGCGGCCAAGAACGCCGACCAGCCGGCGGCCGCGGUGGAGACGGUGCGGUGCGCGUGCUGCAACGUGGGCGAGGACUGCACGGCGGCGUACAUCCGCGGCGUCCGCGCGCGCUUCUGCGGCGACUGGCUGUGCGGGCUGUGCGCGGAGGCCGUGAAGGAGCGCGUGCGCCGCGACCCGGGCGGCUGCGUGGCGGCGGCGCUGGGCGCGCACGAGGCCGAGUGCCGGGACUUCAACGCGACGACCAGGCUGAACCCGACGCUGUCCCUGGCCGGGUCCAUGCGCCGCAUCGCGCGCAGGAGCCUGGACCGGAGGACGGCGUCGUGCCAGGAGCGCGGCAGCCUCGGCGGCGGCGCGCCGGCGUCCAGGGCGGCGGCGCUCGCGAGGUCCGCCAGCUGCGACCCGCGGUUCCUGGCCGACGUGGUGGACGAAGCCUCCUCCGGGGACCGGCGCAGAUGA
Messenger RNA from Setaria italica (foxtail millet), 564 nucleotides. RefSeq lists its product as uncharacterized. NCBI's taxonomy places the organism in Eukaryota, Viridiplantae, Streptophyta, Magnoliopsida, Poales, Poaceae. The transcript has a single exon. Bases 1 to 564 code for a protein of 187 amino acids. The record is from RefSeq and is a predicted model, not a curated record.